Messenger RNA from Elgaria multicarinata webbii, 522 nucleotides. RefSeq names its product lens fiber membrane intrinsic protein-like. Gene Ontology annotation, molecular function: structural constituent of eye lens. The record is from RefSeq and is a predicted model, not a curated record. The coding region runs from base 1 to 522 and encodes 173 amino acids. Gene Ontology annotation, cellular component: plasma membrane. Lineage: Eukaryota; Metazoa; Chordata; Lepidosauria; Squamata; Anguidae. The transcript is spliced from 4 exons.
AUGUACAGCUUCAUGGGCGGAGGCUUGUUCUGUGCCUCCGUGGGGAACAUCCUCCUGGUGGUGUCCACGGUGACCGACUACUGGAUGCAGUACCGGGUUGCCGGCACCUUUGCUCACCAGGGUCUCUGGCGGUACUGCUUCUCGGGGAAGUGCUACAUGCAGAUGGAGAGCAUUGCCUACUGGAAUGCCACUCGGGCUUUCAUGAUCGUCUCCGCCCUCUCUUGCUUUGCGGGCAUCAUCACGGGUAUCCUGUCCUUCGCCCAGGUCUCCACCUUCCAGCGCUUCAACAGGUCUUUUGCUGCCGGCGUCCUCUUCUUCAUUUCCACAAUAUUCAUCCUCCUAGCAAUGGGGAUUUACACCGGGGUCACCGUCAAUAUCCUGGGCAAACGGUUUGGCGAGUGGCGCUUCUCUUGGUCCUACAUCUUGGGCUGGGUCGCCCUCCUGAUGACCUUCUUUGCAGGUAUAUUUUACGUGUGCGCUUAUCGGAUGCACGAGUGCCAAAGACUGUCUGGGGCCCGCUAA